AAGAGACGCCGCCAGUUGGUUCCGCGCACAGCGAACAAAGUGAGACGCCAGAUUUACCUCAGACUAGCAGGACAGAAUGAGGACAAAGGUGUGACAUGGCAGUGCACGUGUUUGGACACCACCGUGACCUUUCACUCACCCCUGGUGGGGGAGUUGUUGUCACGAAUGCCCAACUCUAGCAACGAGUUCCCGAUUCGCCAUGGAUACUCUCACAACAAGUGUGCCAGUCGGGGCAGCUGGUGGGCAGCCCUCGGACUCCAUGUCCCAUGAGCCUCAGCAGACCCAGACGUCUCAGGCAGGGAAGCUGAGGAAGACGGCCUUCAGGUUUUUCAGAGGACGCAAAAGCAUAUGUAUGCUGCCGAACUUUUUCGGAGGACGAGGGAAAGGCCAAGGAAGGCUUUCAUCCAAAACUGGCGUAACCAAGAGCCAGACAUAUGAUGGAGUGAGCAAAGCAUGCUGGGAGGAAAGUGUUAGGGGCAGUGGCGAUGCGACUUCGGUGGACUUUGAGUUCCACAGCCCAAACGGGUCCGGGGAUGCGCAGAAAUCGCAGUCCCUUCCCCGGCAGCGGAGGGGCCUUCGGGGCCUGCUCAGCAGCAUCAAACGGCACCGCAAGAGCAGAACCGCCGAACCAGAAAAGAACGAGUCCCUCGAAAUGUCAUCAGCUGAAACGGUGCCUAGCGCCCCGCCUAAUGUUGGUAGUCACGGCGAUGAUGACGUGGGAGUGGCAGCGGUGCUGGACGGGGGCGUUGCAUCCAGCGGUAGUGAGUCUGGAUACGUACCUCGCUCUGCUCUUUCUGAAUGUAUGAAGGAUGAAACGCUGCUUCCUGAGAAGUGGAGGAGCACAGUUUGGGCAAAAGAGGAAGAAGAGAGGAGGGACGAUGAAGGGCUGGAUGAGGGGAACGAAGGAGACAGAGGGGGGACAGGUGGCUUAGCUUCGUACCGGCAGCCUCUGUCUGCAGACUCGGAGAUGACAUGCCUGGCUGAAGGGAAUGCAGACCUGACUGAGGCCGAGAUGCCCCCCACAUCCGCUGCCUCGGACAGCGACAACCUCAUGUUUGGAGAGGUGUCCUCUCUGAAGAGCUUCGACUCCCUAACUGGUUGCGGAGACAUCAUUGCGGAUCAGGACGAUGUCGGCGUUGCGGAGAGCUCGGUGUCGGGCGAGAGGGGUGGUCGCAACGCGGGCAAGCGAAGCUCUUGUCUCGUCACCUACCAGGGAGGCGGAGAGGAAAUGGCUACCCCAGACGAGGUGGACAGCCAGUACUUGCACAGCCUGUGGGAGUCAGACGUGGGUGCGGAGGUCUGCUACCUCCCCUCGGACCAGACCGACAGUCCGUCCAUAACCCCCGACCAGCCAAUCAGCUCCUUUCACAUCACCACCAGUAGCAGUGGCCCCACGAGCACCAGCACUUUGGGAAUCACAGAAACGGUCCUCACACCUACCGACCUUUUGACCCCACAGAGUGACCGGCAGGAGUCAGUGCCAAACAGCGACGAGGGCUACUACGAUUCCACCACACCAGGAGCUGACGAGGAGACACGCGAACGUCCUCAGCAGGAAGGACUUCCCCGGGACAGCUAUAGUGGAGACGCCCUUUAUGAGCUCUUUGAGCCCGACGAUCGGUUACUCAGUCCUCCUCUGCCCUCGAAGGAUAGUUGUGGCUUUUUGGGGUCAUCCCUGCAGGUUGAGAAGGGCAAAGGAGACCUGCUGUUUGCCCUGACAUCUGCCGCCUUGGAAACCAUUGCCAUGGAAACUGAGGAAGAACGCCUGAGUAAGAUCCAGCAUGCCUUGCUGUGCUGUGAGCUGCAGACACUCAGUAGCCCAUCCAAAGAUCUGUAUUGUGGUGAUUGUUUCUAUGGUGACACGGAACCUCUUGAAGCUAAUUGCAAAAGCUCAGUAGAGGAAGGGCUCCAUCAGAAGGGAUCCCAGUUGCUAAAAGAGGCUUUGUCUCCAACUGGGGGCCCCAUGUAUGGACCGGCAGCAGUGUCCAGGUUUAGUCCACACCCCCCAAAGUCCCUCAGCACCCUACAGAGCACGGUGUUGUAUUCUGAGCAGGAACGGUGCAAAGUUACAAGUUUGAGCUCCUUACCGCCAUCCAGAGGCUGCAGUCAGUCUCAAGAGGAACUGAUGGUGUGUUUCUCGCAAGCGCUCAUGGACUUUACCAAAAAUGCCCGCCGCUACCGCAACUCCACGGAGAGUCUGGAUGGCUCAGAGUCUAGUUCGCCCUUCGGGCAGACCCUGAGUGCUCUUCCCACCAUCGUCACCUUCGACGUCGUGGACAUGGAGAACGAGGAAGACUGUGAACAGCAGACGGAGCUUGUGGAGGAAGAGGAGGAGCUGACAUCCCCGUUCGAGCCGUUCGAGGAAGACAGCAGCUACCUCCAACAAGACGCCUUCGCCGAGUGCGACCAGAGAGCCUUGGACAGCUACGAGCAGAGCCUGUUGCUGAGCAACGCGUGGGGCAUCACAAGUCUCCCACGCCACCUCAACCUGGGCCGGCCAUGUGCUCCCGUCCCUACCCUGCUGGGACUUAACCGACGGAGCCGCUCUCUGGACACGGACAGCCUGGAGUCCCAGACUGGUGAGCUUUAUGCCCCUCUCCCUGCACAUGCGCCCAAGAUGGCCAUUGCUUUCCAUCGCAGGAAGAGCAGCCUGGAAGCUAUGGAGGGUCGUGGGGUGGUCUUACCACGGCAACCGAGGAGGGGCCACUCAGAUGGUUGGAGGGAGGGGCGUGGCUGUGAACUUCGCUCCAACCAGGAAAGCAUCCCUUCAUCUCAGCAGCCGCAGAAGUUCUCGCACAGCAGCCCUUGGAUGGAGACGAUGCCGAGUUGUCCUUCUAGCUGUCAGUCAUCUCUCAGGCCCUCCCACCUCCCCCUACAGGGGGCGUGUCGCAACGCUAGCCCGGCUUGUGUCAGCAGUGGCGGUGCUGAAGGGGAUAUUGUUGCCGGAAGUGGUGACGUGCUGUACCCUUGCAGUUACCCCCCUGGAGGAAUGCAGUGGAACAGUCGACCAGUUGGUAUCACCCAGGGUAUACCCCACCUCCGCUCUGACCAAUCAGAACCAAGAGAACUCGCAGCCAAAAGUAGGAGGGCAGAUAUGAAAGGGAGCAUUGUCCGUAGCAACACCUGACUGCACUACGUACACAGGGACCUUUUUCAGCAAAACCAGCUCUCACACCUCGACAGGUGAGACGUUCACCCCGCGUGACUGACGGCUGAUGGGGGUACCCUCGCGCAGCAGGAGUUAGUGGUUGUCAAGGAAACUGGCUUGAGCGAUUGCACGGCGAAGUCUGACCAUUUCGCGCUUCGCUCGCACAAGGUGAAGGGGGUUCAAUAAACGUGCGAGUCGUAGCGUCUAGAACGGAAGCGCUGUAAAUACAGAGCAUUGAGAUGUUACGUACUUCCGGCACGUUUACGUGCAGCUGUGCAGUGUGUGCGAUGGUGUGCCUCGCUGCCCGACUGCAGUUCCGUAAAGGAGGGGCGCCUCCUAGUGCCUGCCUGCACUACUGCACAGAAACAGCCGAGCCCGUGGCCUCGUCAUAACAGGCACAGGUGAUGCCAUGUCUGUAAGCAGUCAUUUGAACCUUUAUAAAAUAUACACACACACACACACAAUUUAUACACUGAUCAGUCAUAACAUUAAAACCACCCGACUAAUGUGGUGUAGGACUCUGGUUUAACCUAAACAGCUCUAACCCAUCAAGGCCUGGACUCGACCUCUGAAGGUGUCCUGUCUCUGGCACUGUAAAAUGAGAGGUGGAGCCUUCAUGGACUUAUUUUUACAGCACAUCCCACAGAUCUGAUUGGAUUGAGAUCUGGGGAAUCUGGAUGCCAUGUUGACACCUUGAACACUUUGUCAUGUUCCUCAAACCAUCCCUGACGUGUAGGAAACUGCUGUGUGACAGGGUGUGUUAUCCUGCUGAGAGAGUCCACUCUCAUUAGAGAACACCACCAUGGAGGGGUGAACGUUGCCUGUAAGUGUUUAGGUAGGUGUUCUGCUACCAUGGAGGGGUGAACGUGGCCUGUAAGUGUUUAGGUAGGUGUUCUGCUACCAUGGAGGGGUGAACGUGGCCUGUAAGUGUUUAGGUAGGUGUUCUGUGUCAAAGUAACAUCCACAUGAACUCCAGGACCCAGAAGAACACUGACCAGAGAAUCGCACACGUCUGCUGGCUGUGUCCUCUGCCCGUAGUACAUCCUGCUCCUUCUCUUCCCCAUACUUAAGUGACACACAAACACUUGGAGGUCCACAUGAUGUAAAAGAAAAUGUCUCAUCAGACUAGGUCACCUUCCACUGUUUUAGUUCCGAUACUCACGUGUCCGUUGUAGAUGCUUUCAGUAGUGGGCAGGGGUCAGCAUGGACACUCAGACUAAUGUGACUACACAGCCCCAAAUGCUCAGGUGCGAUGCGUUGUGUCUUCUGACACCUUUUAUGGUCUGUGUGAACGUUUCCAGCAGUUUGUACCACUGUAGCCCUUCUGUGAGAUCAGACCAGACGGCUCUUCGAUGCCCACAUACGUCGGUGAGCCUUGGGCGUCCGUGACUCUGAUUGGUUGUUUGGUUGUCCUUCCUUCGACCACUUUUAGUAGGUACUAACCAUUGCACACCAGGAUCACCCCACGAGACCUGCUGGUGUGGAGGCGCUUUGACCCAGCCGUCCAGCCGUCACAGUUUGGUCCUUGACAGAGUCGCUCACAUCCUCACAGUUGCCCAGGGUUUCCAACACAUUGAUUUCAAAAAGCAACCAGUUCCGUAGAGAUGGUCAGAACUGCAGUAGAGUCCACAAUAGACAAGUGCUUAUGAAGUUGGGGUGUGUGUGUGUCCAGAGUCACUUGACUGAAAAUGCUGAAGUCUGAUUAAACAGUACCAUGUAAAGCAGCUGAAGUCUGAUUCAAUAGCUGAGCUCCCAGCUAUAUUUGCGCACACAUCUGAUAUGUCUUAUACUUAUCAGACUCAGCCGUCCUGCUUGUGAAGUUUUCAGGACUACCACAAGCCCGUGGGGCGUGACAUAGAGGACCUGAGCUUCAGGUGACGAGGUCAGAAUCUGACUGUGUGUUUGUGUAGUGUUGUUUACUUCCCUGUCACUGAGAGCUGUGUUACUCUGAUGUGUGUGAGAGCGGUUAUAUAAUCUCUCUCACACACUUGUGCACACUUUCUCUUAUUGUCUCAUUUUCUAUUGCAGCUCUUCACCAGCCAAAAUACAAAACUGAUAAAUUCUCUCUCUCUCUCUCUCACACAUCCACUUGUGUGUGUGUGUGUGUGUGUG
Molecule: messenger RNA, 5260 nt
Organism: Electrophorus electricus (electric eel)
Lineage: Eukaryota; Metazoa; Chordata; Actinopteri; Gymnotiformes; Gymnotidae
Gene: amer1
Product: APC membrane recruitment protein 1
Biological process (GO): regulation of canonical Wnt signaling pathway
Cellular component (GO): plasma membrane
Molecular function (GO): beta-catenin binding; phosphatidylinositol-4,5-bisphosphate binding
Source: RefSeq, a predicted model, not a curated record